Molecule: messenger RNA, 1432 nt
Organism: Anastrepha ludens (Mexican fruit fly)
Lineage: Eukaryota; Metazoa; Arthropoda; Insecta; Diptera; Tephritidae
Exons: 3
Coding region: 482-1012 (176 amino acids)
Source: RefSeq, a predicted model, not a curated record
AAAAUCGAAAUUAUUGACAAAAAAAAAAUCCUUCGACCAGGCACUAGUAUUUAUGUUUUUCAAAAUCAGUAUACAUUGUUUUGAAAUCUUCCAAGCGGGUUUUAAGUUACGGUGAUCACCAGUUCAAAAACAUAGUUUUGAGUAAAACGCAUUUAAAGUUUUGCUAUUGAUAUCCGGAGCGCCCGAGCGCCCAUUGUUAAUUAUUCAAUAACUGGAAAAGUAUUUGUCGGAUUCACUUCAAAUUUUCACACAAUAUUUUUAAGAUAUUAGUGGUACUCAUGUAAUGUUGCAAACAUAUGGCAUUUAUUGCAAACUUCGCAAGGUGGCAAAGUCGCAAAUCAGCUGUUCAUUUUUACAUGCAAUUAGGUUUGCGAUAUAAUGGCAAACUUUGCUAGACUAUUUUCAGUGGCAUCCGUGGCAAUUUGUCGCAAAUCAUUAUCAGCUGUUAAGCAUAAACGCGCGAUUCGCUAUUUGCUUUGAAAUGGAAGACAAAACACGAUUACGCAUUAAUGGCACUUUUCGGUGGAGUGAACAGCAAACCAGAGAUUUGCUUACGAUUGUCUUUGAGAAUGUGAAGGAUCUUCCGGAACAAUUUGAGAAAGCAACUGCUCAAAAAUUUUACGAUCGCAUUAAGCAAAAUUCGCCAAUUUUAUGCACAACCAAAUGGGAUAAUAUGCGCACAAAAAUGAGACACCUUAAAACCAGUUUUAUGGCCGCGGUCAAGUGGAAAAGCCAAACGAGCGCAGGAUUGCUUGAGAAUGGAGAUGUAAUCAGUGUAGAAGAAUACAUCAAAAACACUUGUCCAUUUUAUGAUGACCUACACGCAAUUUUUGCACGGCGCAUCAAUAUCCAGCCACCAGCAAUCUAUCAGUCUUCAGAGCCAGUGUUGUCCUUGGAGAAUAAUGAAGAGGAAGUGUUAUUAGAAAUUGAUUGCGAAACAUCUACGAGUUUGCCUGAAAGUCCAUUAGUGAGUCAAUCUGUUUUAAUUUCUCCAACAUUUCCUGAGGAUUAAGUCAGUCCGCCUUGUUCAUUGGCAUCAGAUAUUCGCACACAAAACAAUACAACGACAACAAAAACGAUUACGAAAAGGACUAACUUAUAAAAUUAUUGCCAGUGCUCAUUAAACAGUAGUGGCAACUUUGAAACUUUGCGAUUAUUACAUAGAUGCCACAUUAAAAGAGUACCACUAUUAUAUUUUAAGAAAAUGCUAAAGAAAUACAAUUUUUUGAGAAUUCUGACUAUUCUUAACCCCUUAUGUGAUAUGCAAUAAAAAAAAACACCAGUCUAACGGUUAGACGCGAUAGAAGUGAAACCUUCCGUAAAACAAACUGAGAGAGAAUAAGACGAAAGCAGCAUUAGGAGCAAGAUAAUUAUAGGUUCAUUAUAAUAUUGCUAUAAAGUUCAUAUUUUAUUUUCUUCAUUUUAUUAUUAU